Molecule: messenger RNA, 246 nt
Organism: Drosophila suzukii
Lineage: Eukaryota; Metazoa; Arthropoda; Insecta; Diptera; Drosophilidae
Gene: Dro
Product: Drosocin
Source: RefSeq, a predicted model, not a curated record
AUCAAAUCAGUUCGACUUGUUUACUUGAAACAUAAUGAAGUUCACCAUCGUUUUCCUGCUUCUGGCCUGCGUGUUCGCCGUAGCUUUGGCCACUCCCGGCAAGCCACGCCCCUACAGCCCACGCCCCACCUCCCAUCCCCGCCCGAUUCGAGUGAGGCGCGAGGCUUUCACCGUCGAGGAUCACCUGGCUCAAGCUGCUAUAAGGCCUCCUCCCAUUCUGCCCGCCUAAAGAUGUGGACCCCAAGG